This is a messenger RNA of Sinocyclocheilus anshuiensis, 786 nucleotides long. RefSeq names its product histone H3-like. Lineage: Eukaryota; Metazoa; Chordata; Actinopteri; Cypriniformes; Cyprinidae. Bases 62 to 712 code for a protein of 216 amino acids. The transcript is spliced from 2 exons. Gene Ontology annotation, molecular function: DNA binding; protein heterodimerization activity; structural constituent of chromatin. Gene Ontology annotation, cellular component: nucleosome. The record is from RefSeq and is a predicted model, not a curated record.
AAGCCCCUGCAUAUGAGCAAAGUCAUUCUGUUUAAGAGAUCAAGGCAGAGAGCUCGAGAAAAUGGCGAGAACCAAGCAGACGGCGCGUAAAUCCACCGGCGGCAAAGCCCCGAGGAAGCAGCUGGCUACCAAAGCCGCCCGUAAGAGCGCUCCAGCCACCGGCGGCGUCAAGAAGCCUCAUCGCUACAGGCCCGGCACCGUGGCUCUGCGGGAGAUCCGUCGCUAUCAGAAAUCCACCGAGCUGCUGAUCCGCAAGCUGCCCUUCCAGCGUCUGGUGCGAGAAAUCGCUCAGGACUUCAAGACGGACCUGCGCUUCCAGAGCUCCGCGGUCAUGGCCCUGCAGGAGGCCAGCGAGGCUUAUUUGGUCGGUCUGUUUGAGGACACCAAUCUAUCUCUAGCAAUGUCUGAAAGAGGCAAAGGCGGUAAAGAACUCGGGAAAGGAGGCGUUAAGCGCCACAGUAAAGUGCUGCGGGAUAACAUCCAGGGCAUCACCAAACCCGCCAUCCGUCGUCUGGCGCGCCGCGGCGGCGUCAAGCGCAUCUCCGGUCUGAUCUACGAGGAGACCCGCGGUGUGCUGAAGGUGUUCCUGGAGAACGUGAUCCGCGACGCCGUGACUUACACCGAGCACGCCAAGAGAAAGACCGUCACCGCCAUGGACGUGGUGUACGCGCUGAAGCGACAGGGACGCACCUUGUACGGCUUCGGAGGUUAAAAGCCUUUAAACCACAAACCCAACGGCUCUUUUAAGAGCCACCCACACUGUCACAUAAAGAAUCCAUCUUGAAG